Messenger RNA from Vicia villosa (hairy vetch), 654 nucleotides. RefSeq lists its product as uncharacterized. Bases 62 to 367 code for a protein of 101 amino acids. NCBI's taxonomy places the organism in Eukaryota, Viridiplantae, Streptophyta, Magnoliopsida, Fabales, Fabaceae. The record is from RefSeq and is a predicted model, not a curated record. The transcript has 3 exons.
UUCAAACAACAAAUUAAAAACUUUACUCCAAAGGAAUUCUAAACAGAAGCCCUGAUUGGCGAUGGAGGAAGCAACCGGAAGCAGCGGCGUUGGGAUUCAUUGGCUGUGGGCGGUAGCGAGUGCUGGUCAAAUGGGAUGGGGUGUGCGUUCAUACCUUAAGGGCUACCCAGGGGAUUCGUGCCUCAUGCCUUUGAAAGCUUUCACCGUUGCUUCUCUCUUCAUAGGUAGCGCUGCUUCCGCUUCUAUCUUCAUUCUUCAAUCUAAUGGCAUCCAUGGGGUGGAUGAUCUCAUUGGCGCUGGUGCCAAUUUAAGAGCUAAACUUGGGUUACGUCCACGCACGCCGAAUAAGAAUUUGGACGAGUCUUAACCAAAUACUCAAUCACAUCUUGUGCUAUUACUUGGUGGUGUGGCUCCUUGGUGGAGAAGCAAUCAUAACAUAUCUAUAACAUACCAUGGUUUGGUUCCUUGUAAAGUUGAAGGGUUUCAUGUGCAGUUCAACAAUAAUAUGCUUAUUAGAGCACAUUUUGUGUAUGCAACUUGUAAUACUUUGUCAUCCAUAACACAUUUUUCUUUGAUCUUAGUUAUUGAUAAUGGCGACAAUUAGAUCCAUUAAAGAAUAAUCCAUCCAAUCCGUCCACUAAAUAAUUCAUCCAA